AUGAGCGUUGUCGCCACUAGAACAGAGACCCCUGUGGUAUCUUACAAUUCCAUCCCCGAACAUCAUGUCGACGAUUCUGUUCAUUCACGAACCUCCUCGAUAUCCUCCUACAGAACAAACUAUAGCGCCUCAACCGCGCCCACUACAUACUCCCCAUCAUCCCCAUCCUCAUCUUACCGUCAAUGCGACUCCGUCAAUUCUCUUCCCAAGUUAACCGAACCAAUUCAACGUCGAGUACCGCACGAGGUCUAUGAAGUGAUAAUCCACCAUUUAGAGGAGUUACACAAAGGGCAGCACCAAACAGGAUGUACCACUUGUUUUCAACGCGACUUACACGCCUUAUCCUUGACCUGUCGGUCUUGGGAAAAGGCUGUUAGAGGACCUCUAUACCACAGUAUACACAUUGUUGGAAAUGACUCCCCGGCCCAACUCAAGAAAUAUCGUCUCAAAAGAGGGAGUCGCCUGAAGCUCUUGAGACGAACCCUCCGCGAACGAAAGUUGCUGGCCAACCUUGUAUACGAACUACGGGUACCCCAAUUAGAUUUACUCUUUACCACGAUGAAACAAGGCGCGCAGUGGCAGGAGUAUCGAGAUAUGGUCGCGUCCGUGGUCAUGGUAUGCCCGAACUUGGAGCGCCUGUUAGGCUUGUCUAUCCCGUAUCACCAUGAAUUCGAUCGUCUAACCCAUGCUUUGUCGACCCGCAAAAGGCUCAAAGAGCACACAUGGGUUUUGGGCGAGGCCGCAGAAGCAUCAGAACUGUCCCCGCGCGACGACUCCUGCCCUGGGAGCCUGGGUCCCUCCCAAAUGUUCGAGUUUCUGGAUUACCACACCUCGUGGACAAGUCUGGAGACACUGAUGCUUUAUGGGUUAAACGGAAAUGGCGCGUUGGAGCCUAGCAUGUCCCUGCGCAUGUUCAAUCUUCUUCCCUCAUUGCGAAACCUUUGCAUUACCUCCUUCAACAAAGACUCCUUUGAUAAUAGCACAUUGAUGUGUUUGCCACCACUGGAGUCAUUAAGGUUAGAGAACCUGCCUGGGAUUACAGAUGCUGGUCUCUCGCAGUACACGUCUCGGCCUGAAUCACACUCCCUCAAGACUCUCGUCUUGGUCGAGCAGAACAUCGAGUCACUGCUAGUCAUUUCCAAAAUCCUCGCGUCAUUACGACAACUUGAACGGUUCAAGGUAGUUCAGACCGAAAAGUGCCCAACUUUGCCAGAUGAACAUAUGAUCUUCCAGCCUAUCCUAGCCUCAUCCUCUCUAAAAUAUCUUCACUGGGAUGUGGCAUGUCCAGACCCAGGCACAGCCCUCACCCAACUUGAUACCCUCCCCUUCCAGAAACCCACAAAACCCUCCAAUACCCCAAACUAUCAUCUUGCCCAAAGCAUUAUCUCCGCUGGUUUUCCUCAAUUGGAAGCUCUCCGCGCACCCUCCGACGUGGAGCCCCCAGGUGCGCUCCAGGCUGUCUGUCGGCCUAUAUUAAAGGGCCAAGCCUUACUCCGACCAGACCGGUACAGCUUGCCUCGCAGCUCCCACGGUUCCGUGAAUACUCGUCCGCUCGCCCUUCCAGCGGGGAACAACCUGACCUCAGCUCGAAUUCGUGCCCAGACGUUUAUCGACAUGGCCGCCAAGGACACCGAAGCCGGCAUGCCGGUUCUGAUCCAAGAUUACUCGGACGCGUAUGUGCCGGACAACGCGCAGAACUCCCAAUUCGAGGAAGAGCCCGACCAGGAAAUGGACGACUACGGGAUCUGGGCUGCCUGCGAGCGGUUCAAACACGAGGAUAAUGACCACAGCAGCCCCAAAACGGUCUACGAGUUCCGCAUGCCAACCUUGAUGGGCCGUAGUGGUUGCCGGGAUCCUGCAACGGGCGCUUCAAUUCCUCACUUCAUCCUCCGUCCUGAUAUCACCGGCCAGGAGUCAGACGGUGGCUUGAUUGGGUGGAAGCAACUGCUAGCCUCGAACCAGUCACUGUCAUAUGCCGCCGGUGUAGGCGUCAACUGCUUCGGCAGCGGAAGCCCUUCUAUCCCACCUCCCGAGGAGCCUAUGUCGCCUGCAUCCACUAUUUCUAGGUUUGGCUGGGGAAGCUUGAGUGGGCGGUCUGUGAUGGGUACGUCUCCAACAACACCCACGACACCAAUCACGCCUAUGAGUAGUACAUUGGGCUCGGCCUUGCCUUGGGAAAAGGAUACCUGUACUGGAACCUGGAACCACAAAAUGGGCCGGGACUGGUGGUUCCAUAUGGAGCGUGAUCGUCCGGGCAACUCAGAGCUCGUUGACGUUAAACAACUUUUCUAA
Penicillium samsonianum is the source of this 2292-nucleotide messenger RNA. RefSeq lists its product as uncharacterized. The coding region runs from base 1 to 2292 and encodes 763 amino acids. Lineage: Eukaryota; Fungi; Ascomycota; Eurotiomycetes; Eurotiales; Aspergillaceae. The record is from RefSeq and is a predicted model, not a curated record. The transcript has 2 exons.